UUUUUCUUUCUUAACAUCUUUAAAUCUCUGUCCUCCUUCCCUUCAUCUCCAAAAUUCAAUUCAUAUUCUAUCUAGAACCUCUACAGUUUUCCCUUCUAUAGUCUAAAAGUAUCUCCUUAUUUGUAUCCUUAAUAAGGUGAUUUUCUCAGAAGAAGGCGAGUUCAAGAUUGUUACUAGGAAUUUAUUCAGAAAUCAGAGGUUUAUAUUAGGCUUGGGGUUCUGAAAUUUGGUUCUGUUGGUUGAAUCCCUUUUCUGUAAAAACCCAUACUCGAGACUUCCAGGUUUGAUUUUUGAAAACAGAGGGUUUUAUUGAGGAUUUGGUUCAAUGGAAAACGUUUCCAGCCUUGGAAAAGAAGAAGAACAAAUCGAAUUGCCGCCAGGUUUUCGAUUUCACCCGACUGAUGAAGAACUUAUAACUCACUACCUAUCCCAAAAGGUUCUGAACACAAAAUUCUCGGCUAGAGCAGUUGGCGAGGUUGAUCUGAACAAGAGUGAGCCUUGGGAGUUGCCAUGGAAGGCUAAAAUGGGUGAGACGGAAUGGUAUUUCUUCUGUGUAAGAGACAGAAAGUACCCAACUGGCUUAAGGACGAACAGGGCUACCGAUUCUGGGUAUUGGAAAGCCACAGGCAAAGACAAGGAGAUAUAUAGGGGGAAAGCACUGGUUGGGAUGAAGAAAACCCUAGUUUUCUACAAGGGAAGGGCUCCCAAAGGAGAAAAAACCAAUUGGGUCAUGCAUGAAUACAGACUGGAAGGGAAAUAUUCUGCAUACAAUCUCCCCAAAACAGCCAACAAUGAGUGGGUUAUCUGCAGAGUCUUCAAGAAGAUCUCAGCUGGGAAGAAAACUCACGUUUCAGAGUUGGGUAGCCCGAACUCCUAUGCGAACGAGUCGCAUCCUUCAGUGUUGCCGCAGUUGGUAAAUUCAUCUCCGUACAGCAACGAAAGAAGAACCAGUUUUGGCGAGACGUCUCACGUGACCUGCUUCUCCGAUUCAAUGAAGGACCACAAGAUCAAAGAAGACAUGGUUGAGAGCUUCGACACUCCUUUCUUAGCCGCCUCAUCUUCCUCAAACCCGUCUUAUAUUUCUUCUGCUCCCAACUCAUCCGGCCACUUGUCAAACACCGGAACUUUGCACUACCCAGAUACCCUGUUCAUGCACGAGCAGUACUCCGUAUUGAGGAUGAUGCUCGAAAGCAAUGCUCCAGACAUGAAGCGGAAUGAAAAAGUAGAGUUCUCGCCCGAAACCGGCUUUAGUACCGAUAUGUCUUCGGCGGUGUCCAACCACGAUAUGGCUCAAAAGUCUUUUGAAGAUCAAGAGGAUCCGUCAACUUCUGCUGGACCAGGACCAGUAGACAUUGCUUGUCUAUGGAGUUACUAAGUUUGGAGAUGGAAGAAGAAUGUUACGAAGAAAGACAAAAUUCAGGAAAUCAUUAGUCGUUUCGAGUUCGUGGUGUGCGUUAUUAGAUUAUCUGCAUCACAGAUCGUUUAGAUUCUGAUCUUCGUCAAGUUAUAGGUUGUAAAGAAAUGCGUACGGGUUCUGAGAGAAAUUAAACUUGUGUUUCUUUUUGGUUUUAAAGCACAUUAGCAUUAAAAAUUUGGAGCUUUAAUAUUUUGUACAAAAUGCAUUUGUAGUUUGCUUGUGUACAAAAUUCAUGACUGGGAAUUAAUAUACUAAUUAAUUGCAUCAAGUAUUUGUUA
This is a messenger RNA of Juglans regia (Persian walnut), 1695 nucleotides long. RefSeq names its product NAC domain-containing protein 100-like. Bases 326 to 1375 code for a protein of 349 amino acids. Gene Ontology annotation, biological process: regulation of DNA-templated transcription. The record is from RefSeq and is a predicted model, not a curated record. NCBI's taxonomy places the organism in Eukaryota, Viridiplantae, Streptophyta, Magnoliopsida, Fagales, Juglandaceae. The transcript has 3 exons. Gene Ontology annotation, molecular function: DNA binding.